UGCAGGCAGCAGAGCCCUAAUUAAACACGUAGCACAGGUGUGCUCUGCCGGAGCGCUUCUCCUGUCUUUGCUGUUUGUACGAGGACAUAAUAGUAUUGAAAGUACUAAUAAAAAGCAACAGAUUUUCUGGUUUAACAUAUGUUACUUGUUAAAAUGAAGGUGCCAGAGGAGGAAUUAAUGAGCAAUAUUUUGAAGCGGUUAACGGGCGAGUCUGCACUCCCUGUUUACAGCAACAUUGAGAAGUUGAAACGAGGAAAGGACGGCUUGUACUUUGUCGCCGAAGACUUUAAUGAAACUGUGAAAAAAAGAGAAUUAGUCAACGCCAAGGAACGACUAAGAAUCAGGAACUUGAACACCAUGUUCUCCCGCUUGAAGCGCAUGGUGCCACUAAUGCGACCAGACCGGAAGCCCAGUAAAGUGGACACACUUAAAGCUGCAACGGAAUACAUUCGAUUGCUUGUUGCAGUUUUGCAGGACACUGACAGUGUUGAUGGCAGUGGGACUGAUUUCCUAAAGAAUGCAAUCACUUAUGGUCAGACUGAAGGUUUGGCCAAUGACCUAUGGAGAAUGGAUGAUUUGCUGAACAUGUCAGAGGAGCGCUUGGAAGAUGGAUUCACUAUGCCCCCAGAACCAGUAACAGAGGAUGGAGAUAUGACCAGACUGGUGUUGCAACAUUGUGUGAUGCCUGCAUACCAGUUCAUCAUCCAAGUAGCACCUGACCAGACUUCGAUGUCUCAACCCUUCUGAGUGGUGUUUAGAGCAGAUGGCUUGGACCAAUAUUGGAAACCUGCCAGGGGCCUGUUGCUUUGAAGAAAGGAUUUCUCUCGAAGAAAAUUUUAUUUAUUUAAUUUUUGAAAUUAAACUUUUGUUGUGUAAAUUAAUGUUUUUAUUUUCAUUUUACAAACUGUACCCUCGGCAGCCCUUAAAUAAAAUGUACAAGACACCUUCUGUUUUUAAAACUUCUGUUUGAAAGGGUUCGUUGUUUUCUAUCGAAGUCUAAUAGAUAGCCUUCUCAUUCAACUUUAACUCGUCAUGGUACGAUGAUUUAUGUUUGGAAAAUAUUAAAUGAAUAUUAUCAGCUUUCAGGAAUUGUCCUUUUGAAGGAAGAAAUUUGUACCAAGAGGACAGACUUUUUUUUUUUGGGUACAUUUCUGGCUGUCAUGUUAAUUUGUCCACAUAAUUAAAUGCUGUGUUUGCCAA
Messenger RNA from Siniperca chuatsi (mandarin fish), 1200 nucleotides. RefSeq names its product folliculogenesis specific bHLH transcription factor (gene figla). The transcript is spliced from 6 exons. Gene Ontology annotation, molecular function: DNA-binding transcription factor activity, RNA polymerase II-specific; RNA polymerase II transcription regulatory region sequence-specific DNA binding; protein dimerization activity. The record is from RefSeq and is a predicted model, not a curated record. Gene Ontology annotation, biological process: regulation of transcription by RNA polymerase II; developmental process. Lineage: Eukaryota; Metazoa; Chordata; Actinopteri; Centrarchiformes; Sinipercidae. Bases 139 to 747 code for a protein of 202 amino acids.